This is a messenger RNA of Micropterus salmoides (largemouth bass), 2032 nucleotides long. RefSeq names its product free fatty acid receptor 3-like. The record is from RefSeq and is a predicted model, not a curated record. The transcript is spliced from 2 exons. Lineage: Eukaryota; Metazoa; Chordata; Actinopteri; Centrarchiformes; Centrarchidae. Gene Ontology annotation, cellular component: plasma membrane. Gene Ontology annotation, biological process: cellular response to fatty acid; G protein-coupled receptor signaling pathway. Gene Ontology annotation, molecular function: G protein-coupled receptor activity. The coding region runs from base 521 to 1432 and encodes 303 amino acids.
ACCAUCCUGUUGCUGAAACCACAAAUGUGAAAUCUCAAUUUUGUUUCUAGUAAUGAUGCCACACUGGACUGGAAAUGUCUAUUUUAAAAAUAAUUUAGAAUCUGAAAUGAUGACUUAUUUCCUGAGCUUGGGGUGUAGGUGUAAUGUAAGAUGACUGCAGGGUCAUGGCUUGAUUACAUUCUGACCUAAUGAUCAUGAUCAGAGUUUAUUGCAACACAGCUCUGAUGGGAGGAGGUCUGUUAUUAACACACUCAAUAAAACCAGCUUCAGUUUUGCAUUUUAGUUAAUAUUAACCCACUGAUGUAUGCUCAUUUCUCAGUGUAGAAUGAGUGGCAGUGUGUCACAUAGGGCUUGAUUGUGGCUCACUGUUUCCGGUUGAUCCUGCCUAAUCUUUGAACUCGCAAGUUAUGUAUUGGUUGUUUUGAUGAAAGGCAUCGUAAGGCAAACAACAGCAACAAGGAGCUUUUUUUUUUCUUUAAAGCCUGGACAAUUUUGACAACAUUGACUAUUUAGAUCCACAAUGGAGUCAGUGGUACAGAGUGAGCUCAUUCUCGCAGUUUACAUCAUCUCUUUCCUGUUAGGCCUGCCAGCCAACCUGCUGGCUUUCUAUGCCUUCUGUGUCAAGAUCCAUUCCAAUCCCCUUCCAACAGAUAUCCUGCUACUCAAUCUGACGGUCUCUGACCUGAUCUUCUUGAUCAUCCUUCCUCUCAAGAUGCAUGAGGCAGCGUCAGGCAUGAAAUGGAAUUUGCCCGAGUUCCUGUGCUCCAUCACCGCCUUCACCUUCUUCUCCACGAUCUACACCAGCUCCUUGCUGCUGAUGGCAGUGAGUGUGGUUCGCUACAUUGCAGUAGCUUUCCCGAUCACGUAUCAUACGCUGUGCAGACCAGUGUACGCGAUAGUUAUCAGUGUUGUUAUUUGGCUAAUCUCAGCCGCACACUGCAGCAUUACUUUCAUUACCCAGCACCAUCCAUCCCUGUCCGGAAAUGACACCACUUACUGCUAUGAGAACUUCACAGAGACGCAGUUGAAGGUUCUGCUCCCAGUACGUUUGGAGUUUUUCUUUGUGCUCUGUCUUAUUCCACUACUAAUUUGUAUUUACUGCUACUCACGCUCCAUCUUAAUCCUGUACAGCCGUGCCAGGAUAACUCGAAUGCAGAAGCAGAAGGCCAUCGGCAUGGCCUCGGGGACUUUAGCUGUGUUUCUCAUUUGUGUGCUGCCAUAUAACAUUUCUCAUUUACUGGGUUACUUCCAGGGUAAAAGCCCACAAUGGAGGUACUACACCUUGCUGCUUAGCACCUUCAACACCUGUAUUGAUCCCAUCAUCUUCUACUUUUCCUCCUCCUCUUUCCACUGCACUAGUCAAAAGUCAAUUUUCAGGAAGCGUGGACACAAUGUUUCAGAUGCACAAAAGCAGACCACAAGCUCUAGCUAAGAGCAAUAUACACGCUGACUUUAAUACAAUAUGUACAUAUCCAGCUUCAACAUUAUUAUUGUACUUUAUAUUAAGGACAUCAGAAUGUGUAAUGCAGAACAAGCGGCUUUGACAGUCCAGCUCAUUUAUAAAAAAUUGUCUCUCAUCCAGGUUUUGCUGUCUACUGGUUAACAAAAUAUCUUGUUAGAGGUGAUCUAUUCCUGCUCAAAGGGACUGAGCUGCUUCAAUCUCAAACCAUUGUAGAUCAUUUUAUGACAAAACCACAAUACAUGUUUGGUGCAAAUGCAAGAUUCCAAAUUUUAUUAUUUUACAGUAAAUUAUCUUGUUUUGAAUGGGAAUUGAUAUCCUUUGUACCCUUGAGACAGUAUUUCCUGUUUACUUUAACGCGGGCCAGUCACUCUUCUGCACUCAUGCAUUCUGUAGGCACACAUGUAGAAUAUACCUGCAAAACAAAACAUAGGUUAGCUGUAAAGGCCUUUUCUAUAGUACACAAACAUAUCAAGUAAGAUAAUGGCACAAUAACAAAAUUGCUUUUGAGUGUAACUCACAAUACACAUCAGAAACUUUAGUAAAUACUGUAAAUAAAAACUGUCAUAAAAA